Molecule: messenger RNA, 1182 nt
Organism: Prunus armeniaca (apricot)
Lineage: Eukaryota; Viridiplantae; Streptophyta; Magnoliopsida; Rosales; Rosaceae
Source: the annotation of a GenBank genome assembly
AUGACAAGAUGCAGCGGGGUGGCAAAAUCAAAGAUAUUUCUGGUUAGGGAAGCUAAGAGAGUGGAUCAUCAACGUCAAUUCAGCAAGAUGAAGGGAGCUGCAGAGAAAAUUUCAAGCAGAAAUGAGAGUGACAGUGAGGAGACUGGUAGUGGCAGCCCAUCAUGGAGGUGCAACUGGGUUCCACAUCCAACAACAGGAAUAUAUGUUCCCAAAGGGCAUGAAGGGGUGAUGGAUGAUGUCCCCAAGGAAGCUGCUUCUCUCAACAAGACUUUCUGGCUCCGGAACGUCGACGGAGUACUGGAGAAACCCGACCCGGACACUUCUCCGGAUCAUUACUAUCAGUACAUGCAUAUCGCAUCGGAGCUUUUCUACAACCGGAGGUCUCGCUACAACAGCCGAACCGCCACCCACGAUCUAGGGUUCGAUUCUCUCCCUCCUCCUCUUCCCGAUCGAAACCACAAUCACAACCGUCGCCAUCACAAUCACCAUGAAUCCGACGGCUGCGAUCCUCUCCUCCGCAGAACCCCUCGCCAUCUCCGCCACCGAUCCUCUCUUCCGGAGCGAGCCGCAAUUGGGGCUGAGCAAGGUGGGGGCCACUCGAGUUCGGGAAAUGGGGCCGGUGCAAGCAGUCCCGGGUUGAGCGGGAACGAGAGGCUUCCUGGGUCUGUUUUGCUCGCUAGGGAAAGGCUUCUUGAGAGGCUGAGAGGGAUGCCUCCUUCACAAACCAGGCAUCGUAGAGCAUUGAACGUUUAUGGAAGUGGGCUAGUGCAUGGUGAUGAAUCAAGUCCCCUUGAUGUAAGGGAUUGGGGUACUGAAAUUUUGACUAGUCGGUCAGCCGGUGUCUAUCCUUCCACUAACUUGGGCUCCCAAAUUGAAAGGCAGCAACUCUUGCAAGAAGCAAACAAGAAGCCUCCGGGUCUCACUCAAGAGGUCCUUGAUUGUCUGAGCCCUGAGCUUUUCAGCAGCUCAGAAAUGGAUGUUGAUGGGUUGGUUUUAAGAGCAUCCCGAGAUUGUAGUAUCUGCCUGGAGAGCUUCCUGGAUGGAGAUGAGCUUAUAAACUUGCCUUGUGCGCAUAGAUUCCAUGCUGUCUGCUUGGGUCCCUGGGUUCGAAUUCGAGGGGACUGCCCAUAUUGCCGAAGAGUUAUAGUUGUAAAUAGUCACACUGAUAAAAGGACCGCAUAG